AUGCCUCUAAUCGCUUCAUCGCCGCGAGAUCGCAUCAUCCUAGGUUUGAUGACCUUUGGGCCAGAUGAGAAAGUUGGGGCACGCAUUACCGACUUGAAUGAGUUCAACAAAGCUCUUGAUACCUUCCAAGCUCGAGGCUACAACGAGAUCGACACGGCACGGGUAUACGUAAAUGGCCAGCAGGAGGCAUACACGCGACAGACCAGGUGGAAGGAGCGCGGACUGACGUUGGCUACCAAGUUCAAGUAUCCCGUUGGAGACGGUGCCAACCAAGCCGCUAAAAUUGUCGACUCUUUGGAAACGAGCCUUAAGGAACUUGGAACGGAGACAGUGGAUCUCAUCUAUCUCCACGCGGCGGACCGUACGACUCCUUUCGCCGAAACUCUCGAGGCGGUAGACAAGCUACACAAGGCGGGCAAGUUCGUACGAUUCGGCAUCUCGAAUUUCACGGCGGCCGAGGUCGCCGAAAUCGUUUUGACAUGCAAAUACAAUGGAUGGGUAAGACCGACCGUUUACCAAGGCAUGUAUAACGCUAUCACGCGUGGCAUCGAGCCAGAGUUGAUUCCGGCUUGUCGGCGAUACGGACUGGAUAUCGUGGUGUACAAUCCGAUCGCAGGUGGUUUAUUCAGCGGCAAGAUAAAGAGCGUGGACAUCGACCCGGGUGAUUCUAGCCGGUUUAGCACCAAGAGCGUCACGGGAGUCAACUAUCGUAACCGGUACUUCAAAGAGAGCACGUUCAAGGCACUUCAGACGAUUGAGAAGGCGGUCGAGAAGCACCCGGGCUUAACUCUCAUCGAGGUAGCUCUGCGCUGGAUGGUCCAUCACAGCCAGCUCAAGAUCAAAGAUGGCAACGAUGGCAUUCUUAUCGGUAUUAGCUCGUACGACCAGCUAGUGAGCAACCUCGACAAUCUGGAGAAGGGCCCGCUACCCGAAGAUGUCGUUCAGGCGCUUGACGAGGCGUGGAUGAUCGCAAAGCCGGAUGCACCAAAUUACUGGCAUAAAGAUCUCGUAUACACUUACGAUACACGUGAAGCCAUUCCUGCUCGCUUAAAACCGACAUCGCAGCAUUCGAACUCGAGACCCGAACCAUCACCGCUGCUGUCGGCUAGUUCCUACGGGUCUAGCGUCGAAGACUAUAUCGGUAGCGGUACCGAUACUGUAGGAGGGAGAACGCCCAACUUCGAUCGGCGGUUGUCUUUUGUACAGGAAGACGACGAGCGCUCCGAUAUCAGUCGACUCUAUAGCCCUCACGACCACGACGCUAUGUCGGAUAGUAAGAGGCCGUCUUUCUUCCGUCCUACUGACGGCCGCUCCGGCACGCCGCUCCUAAAGAAAUCGGACGAUGAAGACCGCGGGAGGCCACGGUACAACAAUUCGCGACCAACCUCACCUCUCCCUAUUCCGGUUUCAACCCCUUCCUCCACAAAUAGCAGACCUACGUUUUCGCGGCACUCGACGAUGCGAUCUCGAUCACCCGACACUCAAGCGCGCAUGGCGGCGAAGAAGAAGUAUACAUAUGCUGCUAUCUUCCUAGUAGUAUCGCUCAUAUCCUUCUGCAUACAAACGGAACUAGGACGAUACGUGCAGCACGAGCUGGGCUGGAACAAGGCGUAUUGCAUGUUAUACCUAACACAUGGGUCGUGGGCGCUUUUAUGGCCCGCACAGCUGCUAAUCUUGCGCAUCCAAAAGUGGAACGUGCCAUGGCAGACCUUCUGGCGGAGACACGUAUAUCUGCUACGCUCGACGGCGCAUAUGGUCGCCCAGCAAGAACUCGAUAUCCCGCGCCACGUCGUCCAGCGCAGUCCCUUUCCCUACAUUAUUCGAACCACGGCUUUUAUCACGACGGCGUUGACGGUGGCGGGGUUUAGUUGGUAUGUCGCGGUUAAUAUGACGAGUCCGAGCGAUCUAACGGCCAUCUACAAUUGCUCUGCUUUUUUCGCCUACGCCUUUAGCGUGCCACUGCUGAACGAGAAGCUGCGGUUAGACAAGUCCUUCGCAGUCUUGAUCGCCAUUGCCGGUGUUUUAGUUGUCGCGUAUGGAGACUCCAAGGAUCCGGCUGGAGAGGAGGAGGGCAUGGAUACUGAGGCUAGCACGCGAUUCCUGGGCAAUAUGAUUAUCGGCGCAGGGAGUGUGUUAUACGGAUUAUAUGAAGUACUUUACAAGCGAUGGGCCUGUCCACCAGAAGGUACAUCAGCAACACGAGGCAUGAUCUUCGCCAACGCGUUCGGGAGCUGCAUCGGCACUUUCACCCUUACCGUCUUAUGGAUCCCCUUGCCUCUCCUACAUAUUCUGGGCUGGGAAACGUUCGAGCUGCCGACGAGCGAAGCAGCUUUCUACCUUUUCAUCUCCGUCAUCAUGAACGCGACGUUCGCCGGCUGCUUCCUGGUCUUGAUAUCGCUAACGAGCCCCGUGCUGAGUUCCGUGGCCGCGUUGCUGACUAUUUUCAUCGUUGCCGUCGCCGACUGGCUGGUCACGGGGCAGAGCAUGAGCACCGCUGCCGUGGGCGGCGGAUGUAUGAUCAUCGUCGCAUUUCUCAUGUUGAGUUGGAGCACGUGGCGCGAGAUGACUGAAGAUGCUGAACGCAAGGCUGCUGUCGACGUUGCCGGUCCCGUUGAUUGGAGUAGCGAGGACAGUGACAAGGAUGAUCGGUUGGAUUAG
Molecule: messenger RNA, 2658 nt
Organism: Annulohypoxylon maeteangense
Lineage: Eukaryota; Fungi; Ascomycota; Sordariomycetes; Xylariales; Hypoxylaceae
Product: NADP-dependent oxidoreductase domain-containing protein
Exons: 4
Coding region: 1-2658 (885 amino acids)
Source: RefSeq, a predicted model, not a curated record